Scatophagus argus is the source of this 1848-nucleotide messenger RNA. It is a transcript of the gene prlh2r, whose product is annotated as prolactin releasing hormone 2 receptor. Gene Ontology annotation, molecular function: neuropeptide Y receptor activity; neuropeptide binding. The record is from RefSeq and is a predicted model, not a curated record. Gene Ontology annotation, biological process: G protein-coupled receptor signaling pathway. The coding region runs from base 176 to 1411 and encodes 411 amino acids. The transcript is spliced from 3 exons. NCBI's taxonomy places the organism in Eukaryota, Metazoa, Chordata, Actinopteri, Scatophagidae. Gene Ontology annotation, cellular component: neuron projection; plasma membrane.
UGUGUGUGAGACAGUGAGAGAGAGAGAAACAGCACACAUCUUUAUUCUGAAGCAGAGCGGGCUGCAGUAAGGCUGCACAACAGUGGACCCCCCCCCCCCUACAGACAGAAGACACAAACAGGUGCUGGAUUGUUCAAGCCAUUUGAAACAUGUCUGACUGACAUCUGUUAGAGCUAUGGACUGGGAGAAGUUCUUGAACCGAUCUGGGAUGAACUCUUUUACUCCAGCCUCUUCUUCAGCUCCAUCCAUGUCUGACUCCACCUUCUCUUCCUCCUACAGCAACUCUUCUCACCCCCUCUUGUUCACCUCCUCGCUCUCAGCUCCUUCCUUUUCUGGCUUGGAGCUUCUCUCUGACCUAAGGCUUGUCUUCAUCCCUCUCUACUCGGCUGUGGUCCUGGUCGCCUGCUCUGGCAACCUCCUCUUGCUCUUUCUCAUCUGGCACAACAAGAAAAGACACAACACCACAAACUUCCUCAUCAGCAACCUGGCACUCGUUGACCUGGUCAUGUGCGUCUUCUGUGUCCCUUUGACUGCAUCCUAUGCUUUUGACCAACGGGGAUGGGUAUUUGGCCCCCACAUGUGUCACUUUGUCACUGUUAUGCAGUCUGCAGCUGUCUAUGCAGCUGUUUUGUCCCUCAUGGCCAUUGCAGUGGAUCGUUACGUGGUUGUGGCUUAUCCCAUCCGCAAAAGAGCAGGAUGCCAGUUCUGCUGGGGUCUGGUGGCCCUGAUCUGGCUGUCCUCCCUGGCUUUAUCCACGCCUACGGCACUACACACCGUCUACCUGGAUCUCCGUGGUGCUGGGUUGCAGAUGGCCGUGUGUGAGGAGUUCUGGGAUGGCCAGGAGCGAGGCCGCCUCAUCUACUCCUGUUUCAUUCUUUUCUUCUCCUACUUUGUCCCACUGGCUGCCGUCUCCAUUUCCUACUGUGCCAUAUCCCAUCAGCUGAAGCAGAGGACCACAUCAUGCUUGACAGCAUGUCCAGAGUUGAGAUCUGCAAGGGCUGCAUGGAGCAGACGGAGGAGGAAGACCUUCUACCUGCUGCUGGUGUCUGUCCUCUGUUUCGCCUUCUCAUGGCUCCCCUUACAGGUGGUGAAUCUGAUACGUGACCUGGACACAGACUUCUCCAUCUUAGGGAAGAAUUACGUGAACAUCAUCCAGGUAUCCAGUCACCUGUUCGCCAUGAGCUCCGCCUGUUACAACCCGUUCAUUUAUGCCUCAUUGCACAACAAGUUCCUGUCCUGCCUGUGUCACCACUUCCUGUCUCGGAGAACAGGAAAUGGAAAGGACAGGGGACAAGGGUCGAGCAUCCUGACAAUGUCACACAGAGUGCCACGCCUUCACACCAGCACCACUGUGGCAGAUUUGCCAGGUGCUGCUGUAAAUAACACUGGUCCUCAAGACAAGUAUGAUUAAAUUGUUGUUUGUGCUGAAUAAACACAAAACAUGCAUCCCCUGGUGUCGUCUUCUGCUCAGGUGGAUGAAAGACUCUUCUCUUUGUCAGAUCUGACACAGGGUGUCUUCUUCACUGUAAAUGUAAAAUGAAUUUUGUCAGCCUAAAUACUGACAUACUGAGUGAAUUUAAAGCACAGCAGAGCCACAGUGUCUACAGCUGGUCAUGAUCACAAACAAAGAGUCUGCUUGACUGAAUUUAUAUGGUUUAAAUAUGGCCUGCUUUGAUUUAUAUAGAUUUAUAUAAUGAUUUAUAGUCUUAAUAAAUGUGUGGAUAUUUAUGUCCUAUUUAGCACUGAAAAUAUAUGCUGUAUUAAUAUGCUAUUAUGAGCUUAAAAUCUAUUUUACACAGUGAUCUCUUGCACCCCAAAAACACAUCAUACAUUUUACCUACAUUUUAC